Rhododendron vialii is the source of this 3415-nucleotide messenger RNA. Its product is annotated as probable LRR receptor-like serine/threonine-protein kinase At1g53430. The transcript is spliced from 23 exons. Gene Ontology annotation, biological process: protein phosphorylation. Bases 178 to 3237 code for a protein of 1019 amino acids. Gene Ontology annotation, molecular function: ATP binding; protein binding; protein kinase activity. The record is from RefSeq and is a predicted model, not a curated record. Lineage: Eukaryota; Viridiplantae; Streptophyta; Magnoliopsida; Ericales; Ericaceae.
UUCCUGUUCUUUUUGUGCCUAUUCCGACAUUCCAUUCCAUUCCAUCCCUCUCUCUCUCUCUCUCUCUCUCUCUCUCUCUCUCUCAACAUUGUAAUCCAUAGUCUGCGCUGUUGAGUACAAGGCCUUGUCGAUUUGCUAAACAGCACAACUGCUUUACAAGAAUUAAAGCGGACAAAAAUGGAGGCUCUUUCUAAGAGAGCAACAACAACUUCCAAUAUACUCUCUGUUCUUCUCUUUGCCUUGCUGGUUUUGAAUUGCUACGCUCAACUUCUGCCCGAAGACGAAGCGCAAACCCUUGCAACAAUAGCGGAAAAGCUACAGAUCAAAGAAUUGAACAUUAACCGGAGUUUUUGCAGUAGCGGCAGAUAUGAGAAUGUGACUGUUGAUGACAGGAUACUUAUCAUUGUCAUUUGCGGUUGCAAUGAAACUGUUUGCCACGUCACAAACAUCCAAUUGAAGGGUCAAAAUUUAACAGGAAAUAUACCAGAAGAAUUUGGGAAUCUGAGUUAUCUGCAAGAAAUAGAUCUCUCUCGUAACUAUUUCAGCGGGUCAGUUCCGACAUCUUUUUCUCAGCUCCCUCUCACAACUCUGUCCCUGUUGGGAAAUCGCAUUAAUGGUUCAAUUCCAAAGGAAAUCGGUGACAUUGCAACUCUUGAGCAUCUGGUCUUGGAAGAUAAUCAGCUUGAAGGACCUCUUCAUCAAAACCUUGGAAAUUUGAGUCGUUUGUUGAGGCUCCUUCUUUCAGGUAACAAUUUUACAGGGACAAUUCCAGACUCAUUCGGCAACCUCAAAAACUUGACAGAUUUUAGGAUAGACGGGAGUACACUCUCUGGGAACACACCUGCUCUGAUUGGGAACUGGACGAAAAUUGACAGACUGGACAUGCAAGGCACGUCCAUGGAUGGCCCCAUUCCUUCUACCAUAUCCCAGCUGAAGAACAUAACUGAGUUGAGAAUAUCAGAUCUGAAUGGCACAAGUAUGACAUUCCCGGAUCUGCAGGAGAUGAAACAGCUGGAAAUUCUGAUACUGAGAAACUGCCUAAUUACGGGUUCCAUCCCAGAUUACAUUGGUGAAUUUACUGCACUUAAAACAUUAGACUUGAGCUUCAACAUGUUAACUGGUCAAAUUCCGGCAACAUUUCGGAGCUUGAAGUUGAAUUUCAUGUUUCUGAAUAACAACUCACUUAGCGGAGCAGUACCUGAUUGGAUAAUAAACAGCAACAAUGACAUCGAUAUAUCGUACAACGAUUUUAUAGGAUCGUCUACAGUUGGUUGCCAGUCAUCAACCGUGAAUUUAAUUUCCAGUCAUUCAACAGCAGAGAGCAACUCAGUUGCUUGGUGCUUGAGGAAAGACCUCCCUUGCUCAAAGACACCCAAACACUAUUCCUUGUUUAUCAACUGUGGAGGUGGCAAAACAACCUUCGAGGGGAAUGAAUAUGAAGAGGACUUAGCCACGGAAGGUCCAUCAUACUUUUACUCUUCUUCCGAAAAAUGGGCUUAUAGCAGCACAGGAGUUUUCACAGGCAAUGGGGGUGCAAGUUACAAGGCAAACAACACAUUCAGUUUAAAUGUGAAUGGUUCAGAAUUUUACCAAACAGCCCGCCUUGCCCCUAAUUCACUGAAGUAUUACGGGCUGUGCUUACGUAAGGGCAGUUAUAAAGUUCGCCUCCAUUUUGCUGAAAUCAUGUACUCAGAUGAUCAGACAUUUAGCAGCCUUGGGAAGCGCCUCUUUGACGUAUCAAUCCAAGGGGAUAAAGUUUUGAAGGACUUCAAUAUAAUGGAGAAAGCUGAAGGCACUGGAAAGGGCACUUUUGUAGAUUUUAACGAUGUUCGUGUUAAUGGUAGCUCUCUGGAGAUCCACCUGUACUGGUCAGGGAAAGGGACUACUGCAAUUCCUAGUAGAGGUGUAUAUGGGCCUCUUAUAUCUGCUAUUUCAGUGACACCAAACUUUGAUCCUCAUACGGGACUCUCUGUUGGAGCUAUUGUUGGCAUUGUGGUUGCUUCAUGUGCGUUCCUUCUGUUGAUCCUGGUUGUACUCCGAAUGAAAGGUUACCUUGGUGGGAAAGACCUUGAAGAUAAAGAACUUCGAGCACUCGAGUUACAAACAGGUUAUUUCAGCUUGAGACAGAUCAAAGCUGCAACCGGUAACUUUGACCCUGCAAACAAAAUUGGCGAAGGAGGAUUCGGGCCAGUUUACAAGGGAGUCCUGCCAGAGGGUGUUGUAAUCGCUGUUAAGCAGCUCUCUUCCAAAUCAAAGCAAGGAAAUCGUGAAUUUGUCAACGAGAUAGGCAUGAUAUCUGCCUUACAACACCCAAAUCUUGUCAGGCUCUUUGGCUGUUGUAUAGAAGGAAACCAGUUGUUGCUAAUAUAUGAAUACAUGGAAAACAAUAGUCUUGCACGUGCACUAUUCGGUCGUGAGGACCAGCGGUUAAAACUAGACUGGCCAACAAGGAAAAAGAUAUGCUUAGGGAUUGCAAGGGGCUUAGCUUAUCUUCAUGAGGAAUCACGGUUGAAAAUUGUUCACAGAGACAUUAAGGCCACCAAUGUGCUGCUUGAUAAGGAUCUCAAUGCUAAGAUAUCAGACUUUGGAUUGGCCAAGCUUGAUGAAGAGGAGAACACCCAUAUCAGCACACGAAUUGCUGGAACAAUAGGAUAUAUGGCUCCUGAAUAUGCCAUGAGGGGUUACUUAACAGAUAAAGCAGACGUUUACAGCUUUGGAAUCGUUGCAUUAGAGAUUGUCAGCGGGAAAAGCAACACGAAUUACAGGCCAAAGGAGGAGUUCGUUUACCUUCUUGACUGGGCAUAUGUCCUACAAGAGCAAGGAAGCCUUUUAGAACUCGUGGACCCCAUUCUCGGUUCACACUACCCAGAAGAAGAAGUCAUGCGCAUGUUAAACAUAGCUCUCUUGUGCACAAAUCCAUCUCCUACACUCAGGCCAUUAAUGUCAUCUGUGGUUAGCAUGCUUGAAGGAAAAAGUCCUAUACAAGCGCCACUGAUUAAACGCGGUUUGCCAAAUGAGGACUUAAGGUUUAAAGCCUUUGAGAGGAUAUCACAGGACAGCCAUUCCCACAUCUCCACUUCUGCAUUCUCUGUGGAUAGUCAAGUGCAGAGAAGCAUGUCAAUGGAUGGGCCGUGGAUCGAUUCUUCGGUUUCUAUUACGAGUAAGAACGAGGUCAGGGAUCGUUCUUCAUCGAGCAAGCUUCUUCCGGAUCUUUAUGAUGUGAAUUUAGAGUUAUAAUUGGUCUAUAUAAUGGAUGCAUAAAUACCAAGGUUUGAUGUUCUUGUUACAUUUCAUUCUAUAUUUUUUGGUUAGGCUUGAUGCUGAUUCUUUCGUAAAUGAUAUUUAUCACGCUGGUUUAGAUUAGACAGACAUGAAUUGGUACGGCUUGCGUAAUAAGGAAAUGGUUUGAAUUCCA